Molecule: messenger RNA, 909 nt
Organism: Raphanus sativus (radish)
Lineage: Eukaryota; Viridiplantae; Streptophyta; Magnoliopsida; Brassicales; Brassicaceae
Product: cyclin-U4-3
Biological process (GO): regulation of cyclin-dependent protein serine/threonine kinase activity
Cellular component (GO): membrane
Molecular function (GO): protein kinase binding
Source: RefSeq, a predicted model, not a curated record
UCGUCAAACAUAGCUCUGCUUUUUCUUUUCCUUCGAUCAGAUUCAGAUCCAGACAAUGAAUCAAGAUCUUCAAGAACCAAUGGCGGAGACCAUGCCAAAUAUCAUAACAGCAAUGUCGUAUCUAUUGCAAAUGGUAUCGGAGACCAACGACCACAUGAACCAGAAACAGAGGAUCUCAGGCUUCUAUGGAAUAACCAAACCUUCCAAUUCCAUCUCAAUCAGAAGCUACCUCGAGAGGAUCUUAAAGUACGCAAACUGCAGUCAUUCGUGUUAUAUCGUCGCGUACAUAUACUUGGAUCGGUUCAUCAAGAAACAGCCAUUUUUGCUCUUCAAUUCCUUAAGUAUUCAUAGGUUUAUAAUCACAAGUGUCUUGGUCUCUGCUAAAUUCAUAGAUGACUUGUGUUAUAACAAUGGAUAUUACGCUCAAGUUGGAGGGAUAAGCAAAGAGGAGAUGAACUUGCUUGAGCUUGAUUUCUUGUUCGGAAUCGGGUUUCAGCUAAACGUUACCGUUUCUACAUUCUCGCCCUCUUAUCUCUUCCUUCUCCGAGCUCGGGUUAUGGACGAAGGAGAAGAAGGAACCGAGAAGAAAGUAUCAGCAACAACUGGUUUUAUUGCGGGACAGCUCAAUAACUACCGCUCUUUUCUACAGAGAGAGAUGGUGAAUGGUGAUGCAGACAAAGAUGAAUUCACUGUUUGUCGAACCUUCUAUAUCAUUCAGAAGCUCUUUUGAGACCAAGCUUGUGAUGAAUACACUCGAGGACGACUAUUUAAUUACUCACCACAACAAGAAACAACUCGCUGCUGCUUGAUCAUUAUCAAUGUAUAGAUUAUAUAUAUACAUGUAGCAGAUCCAUGCAUUCGUGUCGUGUCUUAUAAAGACCAUUUACCGGAUAAAUCUUAUGGUUUAUA